AGCCUCACAUCGGCCCAUUCAACUCCCUCGCCCUUCUGUCUUCCUCCGUCAUCUCUUACACGUGGAAACAUUCGGACUCAACCUCAGCUCGGAAUCCCGAAGGAGCCCGUGGAAAGAGAUCGGAUAGACACCUUUCACUUCGCACCGAUUACAUGUCACCGCCCGGAAGCGCCAUGAAACCACCGCACUCCCUCUCGCCGUCCGUAUAAAUUCCUGCUCCCUCACGUUCCUUCGUCCAAAGCCCUCUUGAAAAGCGCCCAGACCCACCGAAGCAUACGAUCACCGCUUCAAGAAUUUCGUCGAACACCAUGUCACUGAUCCCGAGCUUCUUCGGCGGGCGUCAUGGCGGCGUCUUCGACCCCUUCUCCCGCGACAUAUGGGACCCCUUCGAGGGCUUCGGCCUCGCCGCGGCCGUCCAGCCCCCGUCCGGCGGGGACCGGGAGGCUGCGGCCAUAGCGAACGCGCGGAUCGACUGGAAGGAGACGCCGGAGGGGCACGUGUUCAAGGUGGACCUGCCGGGGCUGAAGAAGGAGGAGGUGAAGGUGGAGGUGGAGGACGGGAGGGUGCUGCAGAUCAGCGGGGAGAGGCGGAGGGAGCAGGAGGAGAAGACGGACAAGUGGCACCGCGUGGAGCGGAGCAGCGGGCGGUUCGCGCGGCGGUUCAGGCUGCCGGAGAACGUGAGGCUGGACGAGGUCCGGGCCAACAUGGAGAACGGGGUGCUGACGGUGGUGGUUCCCAAGGCGGAGGAGAAGAAGCCCGAGGUCAAGGCCAUCGACGUCGCCGGCGGAGAGUUGGAGAGGGAGAGGGCGGAGUGAGCUGAAGCUGACGAGGGAGGCGCGAGGAGAGAAGAGAAGGUGGUGUUCUGGUGAAUAAGGCCAACGUCAUGGCUGUGUUCCUUUGUUUGCUUUGGUUUUCCUUCUUGCUUUUUAUCUUUUCCGGGGUAUAAUAUCGUAGAUGAAGAUGAAGAUGAAGAUGGAAGGUUUCGAUGUAAGGGUUUUUUUUUUUUGGCUAAAAGAUGUAAAGAGGGGUUUUGUGAAUCGCCACAGUGCGACUAUAUGACAUAAGUGACAAAUAUAA
Messenger RNA from Eucalyptus grandis, 1077 nucleotides. RefSeq names its product 18.1 kDa class I heat shock protein. Bases 309 to 815 code for a protein of 168 amino acids. The record is from RefSeq and is a predicted model, not a curated record. Lineage: Eukaryota; Viridiplantae; Streptophyta; Magnoliopsida; Myrtales; Myrtaceae. The transcript has a single exon. Gene Ontology annotation, biological process: response to salt stress; response to hydrogen peroxide; protein complex oligomerization.